UAAUGUUAGCUAGUUUAUAACUCGAGUCAUUUUUAGAUGAUCCAUUGUCAUUCUUGCUGACGCCCUUCGGAGUGGGUGUCUGUAGAGAGAAAUACGUAAAAUGGCUGGUGUCGUCUAUCAUCCUCUACUCUGAAAUCUGCAAUGUCGUAUUGAUGAUUUAUCUAUAUAGCGGCAGUGAUCCUAUUCGCUUCAAACGUUUCAUUUCUUUGAUCCUUCUGCAACCAGUGGGGAUUGGUGGUACCUGGAUACUUCUCAAAUAUUUCGAAAAAUUCAAGUCAUUUCCUGAACUCAUUCAAACUUUUUGUUGGACCUGGGACUCGACAAGAAGGGAGAUAUUUGAUGAAAUUCAACGAGAAUACAAAUUCAUUCCACUAAAAAUGAAGAUCUUCUUGGUGAUAUCUUUAUUGUGCACCCCAGUUUAUUUGUUUUACUUCGAAUACACUUAUGAACUAGUACUGGACACAGCAAAAAAUAAAUGUGGCAGAGCAGGAGUAGUGCUUUGUAUUCUAUAUUACUUAGUAAUUAUUGAAGAAGCUUAUGCAGCUGCCUGUAUUGUGCUCGUAGGCAUGUAUGUUUCAGUCCAUAUUAAGUUUCAACUGCGUUUGUUGGCUGAUUAUGUCGAGACGAUAAUAAACACUGGGAAUAAUGGUAAUUAUGAAGAAUUCAAUCAGGGGCUUAUUUACCAAAAGCUGAAAGUAUGCGUUGAACAACAUAUCAGGAUUAAACAAUUGGGCGAAUCAUUAUUUUCGAUUGAGUGGUCGGUAGUCACAUUCGCACUUGGAGGUGUUGCACAUCAUGCAGGGAUGAUAUGGUUAACGAUAAUGGAACAUAAAAUAUUUCCAAUCAUAAUGUUGAUAAUUGGAACACUAGUUGGUUUUGCCUAUGGAUUCACUCUAUUUCAUUAUGGUCAAAAUAUAAAGAAUGAGUCAACAAAUUUCUACAAUAAGGUAUGUUCCUGUCAGUGGAACGAAUUCAGUAAAGAAAACAGAAUGGCAUUGCAGAUGAUAAUGAUUAAUAGCGCAGAAGCAAUGAGCUUGAGUAGUUUCGGUUUGGUAGAGUUGGACUACGUCUUGGCUACCAGAGUAUAUCGAACUGUUUACACAUUUGUGACUUUGUUGAUGAAUCUCAAAUGAAGAGACAGACAUGUUUUUGAUAUUUCAGUACAGCACCUCCUUAUUCGAUGUUACCUAUAUCUCACAAUCUUCAAGAACAACUUGAGGUAGGUUGAUUUCCUUGUGUAGUAGGCAGCGUAUGUAUUAUCUGAAUCAUC
Messenger RNA from Leptinotarsa decemlineata (Colorado potato beetle), 1270 nucleotides. RefSeq lists its product as uncharacterized. The record is from RefSeq and is a predicted model, not a curated record. Lineage: Eukaryota; Metazoa; Arthropoda; Insecta; Coleoptera; Chrysomelidae.